AUGAAGGUGUACUGGUUGGUGCUUUGGUCACUCUGGGCGGCACGUCUGGUCAGGCAACCAACGUUGCCAGUUCGAGUUACAGGGGGUUGGUUGCGCGGCGUGAUAGCCCCCGAUGGUUCACAUAAACGGUAUUUGGCUGUCCCGUACGCCACUCACCCAGCCAAGCGUUUCCAGGCACCUGGUCCUGAACCGCAAUGGAGAGGGGUAUUGGAAGCAGUAGAAGAAAAUAUUCAAUGUCUUCAAAGAAUUGGUGCUAGCAUAUUUAUAGGUCGAGAAGAAUGCUUAAUCGUGAAUGUAUAUACACCAGUAGAUGCCACUUCAUAUUCCAAAUAUCCAGUAAUGGUUUACAUCCAUGGCGGAGGAUUCUAUGAGGGAUAUGGUGCAAGUUUGCUAUAUGGCCCUGAUUAUUUAGUAUCUAAAGGGGUCGUCCUAGUUGUCAUGAAUUAUAGGCUAAAUAUCCAGGGAUUUGCUUGUUUGAGAAUCAAGGAAGCUCCCGGUAAUGCCGGUAUGAAAGACCAAGUAGCUGCCCUGAAAUGGGUCCAAAAAAACAUCCAUGCAUUUGGAGGAGAUCCCAAUAGUGUCACUUUGUUUGGUGAGAGUGCUGGUGCAGCUUCCGUGUCUUAUCACAUUCUCUCGCCGAUGUCCAAAAAUCUGUUCCAUAAAGCCAUCAUGCAAAGUGGCUCAUCAUUGGCAGCUUGGGCGAGGCAGUACGACCCGGUGUAUAUGGCCAGUUUAUUGACAAAAGUUAUGCUGUAUGCUUCGGAUAAUGUCUAUGAUAUUUAUAAAGCUUUAAUGAAAACGUCUGACAGGGAUUUAAUUGUUACAAGAGUGCCGAGAGAAAAAGGUAACGUUAUUAUAUCGGAAUGUAUUUAUACACCCUGUGUUGAAGUCGAAAUAUCAGGAAUAGAACCGUUUCUGACUGAAGACCCAUACGAUUUACUAUCUAGUGGUAAAUAUCACAAAGUUCCAAUGAUAAUUGGUGUCAACAAUGCGGAAGGUUUGCUGUUUUCGGAUAUGGAAAAUGGUACAACUAUACCGAAGAUUGUUUUUGAAAAGUCGUUACCUAGAAAUUUAGAUAUAUCUGAGGAAUCGAAACGUAAAGAAAUAGGAGAUAAAUUAAAGGAAUUCUACUUGGAUGGCAGUGAGGUCAGCUAUGACAAUUUAGCAAAUUUUUCACGCUUUCACGGCGAGGUAUAUUUCACACUUCCGGUUCUUGCAGAGACUGAAUUAUAUUUAAGUACUAACGACAAUCCCAUAUAUACCUACGUAUUCAGCUACAGUGGAAGAAGAAAUAUAGCAAAAUUGACACUAGGCUAUGGAUUAAGUAAUGAACCAGGAGCUUCGCAUGCUGACGAUAUAUUCUACUUGUUUCGACAGCCUCUCAUUCCUUCGUUCUUCGAGAAUAAUAUGAUAGAUAGGUUCACGACCUUGUGGACAAAUUUUGCUAAAUAUGGGGAUCCAACUCCGAAUGUGUCUGAUCUUUUGCCAGUAAAGUGGCAACCGACGAACAAAUCAUCGCCCCACUCCUUCGUCAUCGACAGAGAGUUCUCCACGACGCCACUCUGGUUCACCGACUCUCUUAAAUACUUACGAGACGUAUAUCAAAAAUACAGAAGGAAAACGGAUAGAGUAAAAUAG
Molecule: messenger RNA, 1638 nt
Organism: Melitaea cinxia (Glanville fritillary)
Lineage: Eukaryota; Metazoa; Arthropoda; Insecta; Lepidoptera; Nymphalidae
Product: esterase FE4-like
Exons: 3
Coding region: 1-1638 (545 amino acids)
Source: RefSeq, a predicted model, not a curated record